Messenger RNA from Planococcus citri (citrus mealybug), 4082 nucleotides. Its product is annotated as bromodomain-containing protein DDB_G0270170-like. The transcript has 9 exons. Gene Ontology annotation, biological process: multicellular organism development; positive regulation of kinase activity; cell surface receptor protein tyrosine kinase signaling pathway. The record is from RefSeq and is a predicted model, not a curated record. Gene Ontology annotation, molecular function: ATP binding; transmembrane receptor protein tyrosine kinase activity. Gene Ontology annotation, cellular component: signaling receptor complex; plasma membrane. NCBI's taxonomy places the organism in Eukaryota, Metazoa, Arthropoda, Insecta, Hemiptera, Pseudococcidae. The coding region runs from base 278 to 3955 and encodes 1225 amino acids.
GCAAUCCAGUAUUCAGUUAUCGUGUCUGCGUGCGGAUAAGAGCACGUUUGCAACUGGUUUCACUAUCACUGCGCGGUGUAAUGUUUACAUUUUCAACAUUAGUGAUAUGUUCGCAAUUGUUUUAUCAAAUAUAUCUUAAUUUUAAACGUUUUAAACUUUAAAACUGUGAUAUCUAAUAACGAUGUUUUUGUUUAGUCGUGAUGAGUGUAAAAAUGAAUAGUUCACGUUAAUCGUUUGAAAUGUGCUUUUUAAUUUUGUUUCGUUAAUUAUGGGGUAAAUGUAUAAAUUUUUCGAUUUUUUUUUAUUUCCAAGUUGUUUCAAAAGUUACUUAAAAUGUAAUCGUAAGUGCGGUAAAAUGCUUGUUAUGAGCCGUUCGGCUAUAUUUUUAUGGCUACUAUUCACGUUCACAGCAGCGGAUCUUAUAAAAAAUGGAAAUGAAAACGUCAACAACGGUACAGAAAAAGCGAACAGAACUUCUGUGCCAGGAGGAGCCAACGGCAACGGUAGCGAAUACAAGGAAACCAAACGCUUCCGGCAAUACCGACCAUCGUCCGAAGAUAUAGUCAACCAAUCUGCAAAAAACGUCACCAUCGAAGACACUUCGGCCAAAAAUACCGAAACGAUUCGUAGCCGGCAUUCAAUCAAGACUAAGCACAAGCAUAAAAGAAUGUGGCACGAGUUAUCUAACGAUCAAAAAAACAAUACCAUAACGUUAGACAAUGUUGAUAAAGCUUCAGAUACCAAAGAGUUAAUUAAGUCUAAUGUAAACGAUACCGCGAACGCGAAUUCUCUAAUUACCAUCGGCGGCGGCGGUGGCGACAACUACGACCACAAUCGUACCAAAGAGAACAAUAAAGUCGAGCUGAGAAAUAACAAUGCUAAAAGUAACGAUGCUGCAGACAAUGACGAUAACGUGAAACAAAUCAAUACGGUUAUUGAUGAUAAAGCUAAGAAUGCUGCCAGUAACGAGGACAUCAGCAAUAGCAGCGCCAGCAGUAGAUCGAAGAUUCAAAGAAUUAGUGCCAGAGUCGCGGCCGACAAUUCGACCAGCGCCUCUAUAAAUUUCAAUACACCGUCACAUCGUAAAAAAAGAAGAAGAAUUUUAUUCUCUUCCACUCAACCAGUUCCUAUCGAUGCUUUACCGAGUCAAACUUCAGUGUACAAUAAUUUUCAACCGAUCGAGCAGAGUUUUCCCAAAGACCACAUUGUGCCUUUUUUAGACUUCGGUCGUAAAAUUGGAGGAAGCGGCACCAUUCCUCGAGGCAAUGUAAAUUUCGUGGAUAGCUUGUUGACCGAAUUACGUAGCAGACCUAUCGAACCUAAACCCCAAAUCGUACCCGAAGAUGAGCCCAUACACGACGAUAUGGACGUAACCAUGGACAGGAAAACUAUCGAAAAAAAUCACGUCCAUAGUGAUCGAUUACACGUAGCCAGUACAAAUUUAGCUAAUUAUUACCGCAGAUCUUCCACGACAAAACCAUCGACAACUAAUACGACGACGACAACCACCACCACCACCAUCACCACCACCUCCAAUGCUGUUAAUAAUUCUUCGACUUGUAUUCCGGCUUACAGAAUUCGGCGUCCUUACCCGAGCAAUAAUAAUAAAACACUUAAACGAGAAAUCAAUCAAAACAUAACCAUAUGUCAAUACAAUGUUACAACCAGCACAUCUAAAACCCUCGAAGACGUUAAACCAGAGACGAAAAAAGUUCAAAAAAAUCGACUCGAAUCAUCGACCACGUACAAAAUUAGCUUUAAAAAUGACACGAAUCAAGUAACGGAAUCACCGGCCGCUAUUGUAGACGUUACAACAUCGUUGGCUAAUCAGUUCACUACGAAAAUUUUGUCUACCGCUGUCAUAACCUCGGUAUCGGUUAAAUCGAACGAUGACGACCUAACGGUACCAAUACAACCGUACAUUUCCGUCGUCGAUCAGAUACCCAAAUCCGAACGCGAGGAAACCCGCAAAAAAUCCAAAUCCGAAAAAUCCUUCGACAAUACGUAUAAUUCGAGCGGUGUCGUAUUUUCCGCUUUGAAUAAAAAUAAACCCGUUCAGUCGACCGUACGACCAAGUCUGACCUUUUACCAACAACGUAAUACAGCGAAAAAUUUUCGAACUAGUACGAGAAACGCGCAUAUUUCCAAAACAAGCCAAAUAUCGCAAUCGACCAGACCCACUGUGAAUCUCAGUACUUCUGAUAACAGCCCUGAAACUACCACCAAACAGUACCAAGUCCAGCCGAGCAUCAUCAACACCUUCAACUUCUCUGACCCGAAUAUUGGAUAUCUCCUUGGAAGUAAUCCAACCACCCAAUCAGCUCAACCCGAAUCAGAACCCCUUGAAAAUGCUGAAAUCACCACCGACGAGCUUUUCAAUCAAAAACCAACCGUCGUCAUUGUCACCGUCAACGAAGGCGAUAGUUUACCAAUAAGUAACGAAGAAGAUCUGUACAAUUCCUCUUCGACACCGUCUAUAAUCACGUAUAAAAAUACUGAAAGAAAUACCGAAAAUUGGAGAUACCUUACUAAUGUAGAAAAUGAAAGUUCCUCUAAAAAUUCAACGCAGGCGCCUCAAAUUUAUGCCAUAUUUUCCAAGUCAUCUGUGCUCAAUUUCACCAGAGUCGAAUCACCAGUACCAUCGACUACUCCAAAACUUGCCGCCAAACCUACGAUUAAACCCAGUAGCGAAGAGUAUGCUGUUGGAUAUCAAAUUGGAUUUCAUAUUAUUACCUAUGUGUUGGCUGGCUUAGGGAUUAUUCCGCUGGUUAUAGGAAUUUUCCUCAUUACUAAGAUGAUACUCAGUCAGAAUAAAAAACAGAUUUUUGAAGGCUCCGAAUAUUCAUCAGAAUACAACAGAAAUCCUUUGGAAUUCAACGGAGGCGUGACUUCUUCUCCGAUUGCAACAAAAUUACCACGAGUUCCUCAUCAUAUGGCUCAUUGGGAAAUUGAAAAGAAAGCAUUUUCUUCUAUCAAUUUGCCGAAUAAUAGCAAAUGGGAGUUUCCUCGAGAUAAAUUACGCCUGCAGACUAUAUUAGGACAAGGAAAUUUCGGACAAGUUUGGAAAGCUGAAGCGGACGAUAUAAGCGGCCAUGAAGGUUUAACACGUUUAGUAGCGGUAAAAAUGGUCAAAGAGAUUUCAUCUACUCGCGAAAAAGAAGACUUAAUUAAAGAAUUAGUUAUAAUGCAGCAUUUAGGAUCUCACCCUAAUGUUGUAACCUUAUUGGGAUGUUGUACUGAAAAAGAACCUUAUAUGUUAAUCAUGGAAUACGUAAUGUAUGGUAAGCUGUUAUCAUUUUUAAGAGACCAUCGUACACGAUCUCAUUACUUCAACUUCUCUGAUAACGGGGAUACGUUAACGUCUCGAGAUUUAACUGUUUUCGCCUACUGCGUCGCCAGAGGAAUGGAGUAUCUCCAAAAUAAACAAAUUAUACAUAGAGAUUUAGCAGCGCGUAAUAUAUUAGUAGAUCAUAAUAAAUUAUGUAAAAUCGCUGAUUUUGGAAUGUCACGCCAUGUAGGCGAAUCUGGUCAAGUACUCGAACAUCGUCAAAGCAAGGGUGCUUUACCUAUACGGUGGAUGGCUCCGGAAUCGUUGCAUUACAGUUGUUAUACACAUAAGACUGACGUUUGGAGUUUUGGUAUCCUAAUGUGGGAAAUUGUAACUUUAGGUUCAAUGCCUUACGCAUCUAUGGGCGCUCGAGUAGUGAUGAGGAAGGUGAAAGAAGGUUACCGCUUAGAAAAACCAAAGCAUUGUAAAUCGCAGUUGUUUAACGUAAUUAGUAAAUGUUGGUCUUCGGAUCCAAAUAAACGACCUACAUUUACCGAACUGAAACAAGAUCUGGGUAAUUUAUUAGAAGAUCCAGAACAUGAUGGAAAUUACGUUGAUUUGGAUAGUCUGGUUGAAGAAAUGAAUCAAGUCGUACACAGAAGCCAUAACGAAAAAAUUGUUAUUUAAUUUUUUUCCUUUUUUCCUUUCUUUUUUUUUAAAUGUAUUGUACGAUAUUACGAAAACACGUAGGAAUAUUUUCUACCAUUUUUAGUCAUGUUUUUAAUAUGUAUUCAGAAUAAAUAAGUGUAUUUUA